Molecule: messenger RNA, 293 nt
Organism: Scutellospora calospora
Lineage: Eukaryota; Fungi; Glomeromycota; Glomeromycetes; Diversisporales; Gigasporaceae
Source: the annotation of a GenBank genome assembly
GAGUUUGCGUGGGUGCUAUAGGAAUUAUAUCACACCCUGCUUUAAAAUCUAUCCAAUUGAAUUUAGUCCCGCCAUCACAAACGGGACUGUUAUUAGGCGCACUUAGUGUAUUGGAGUCUAUUACCUCUGUAUUUUCUCCGAUAAUUUAUAAUACCAUGUAUAGUAUUUUAGUUAUGGAAAAUAUGCCACAUUUGAUUUGGUAUGGAAUUGCUGGAGCGUUCGGAAUUGCUUGUUUAUUAUCCUUUGGAAUUAGGCCCGCCAAAAGUAAAAAUAAUGUUGAAGCGAAUUUGUAA